This is a messenger RNA of Leptosia nina, 1629 nucleotides long. NCBI's taxonomy places the organism in Eukaryota, Metazoa, Arthropoda, Insecta, Lepidoptera, Pieridae. The record is from the annotation of a GenBank genome assembly.
AUGGCCAUGUUUCCAGGAACCGUGGCUUUCGAUGAAUAUGGGCGGCCAUUUAUAAUAUUAAGAGACCAGGAAAACCAAAAACGGCUAACCGGUAUCGAUGCCUUGAAGUCCCACAUCCAAGCCGCCCGUCAGAUAUCCAGCAUCCUACGAACCUCACUAGGCCCCCGUGGGCUUGAUAAGAUGAUGGUGUCUUCAGAUGGUGAAGUGACAGUCACCAAUGACGGUGCUACAAUUUUAAAGAUGAUGGAUGUUGAACAUCAGAUUGGAAAGCUUAUGGUGCAGCUUGCACAGAGUCAAGAUGAUGAGAUUGGAGACGGAACUACUGGUGUUGUGGUUUUGGCUGGUGCCCUGCUGGAGCAGGCUUCCAACUUACUAGAGAAGGGUAUCCACCCCAUCCGUAUUGCUGAUGGUUUCGAGUUGGCUGCAGCUACAGCAUUAGCCCAUCUUGACAGCAUCAGUGAAGCAUUCCCAGUAAACAAGGAUACUAGGGAGCAUCUCAUCAAGGUUGCUAUGACAACGCUUGGUAGUAAAGUUGUUGUCAAAUGCCACAGAUUGAUGGCUGAGAUUGCUGUUGAUGCUGUCCUGUCUGUAGCUGAUCUAGAGAAACGUGAUGUGAACUUUGAACUGAUCAAGGUGGAAGGGAAAGUUGGCGGAAAAAUGGAAGACUCCAUGCUCGUUCGAGGUGUUGUCAUAGAUAAAACUAUGAGUCAUCCACAGAUGCCUAAAGUUCUUAAGGAUGUUAAGCUGGCAAUCCUCACUUGCCCAUUUGAGCCACCAAAGCCCAAGACCAAGCAUAAGCUCCAAGUGGGCACAGUAGAAGAGUACAGAGAACUGAGGCAGUAUGAACAUGAGAAGUUCAUCGAAAUGGUGCGACGAGUUAAGGAUACUGGUGCAACCCUGGCUAUCUGCCAAUGGGGCUUCGAUGAUGAAGCUAACCACCUUCUCCUGGCGGAACAGCUGCCAGCAGUGAGAUGGGUGGGUGGCCCAGAAAUGGAACUCAUAGCUAUUGCUACUGGAGGCAGGAUCGUGCCGCGCUUUGAGGAGUUGACUGCCGAUAAACUAGGUCACUGUGGAUUGGUUCGGGAACUGACCUUCGGUACAACAAAGGACGAGAUGUUGGUUAUUGAGGAGUGUUCCAAUUCGCGUGCUGUCACCGUCCUGGUGCGCGGUGGCAACAGAAUGAUUGUGGAGGAGGCGAAGCGGAGCGUGCACGACGCUCUUUGCAUUGUCAGGAGUUUGGUGCAGGACUCUCGCGUCGUGUACGGCGGAGGCGCCGCUGAAGUCGCUUGUUCGUUAGCGGUGGCUCGCGAAGCAGACAAGCUGUCUUCACUCGAACAGUAUUCCUUCAGAGCGUUCGCGGACGCCCUGGAAGCUAUACCAAUGGCUUUGGCUGAGAACAGUGGUCUAUCUCCCAUUGAUGCUUUAUCAGAUGUCAAGGCUCGCCAGGCAGCUGAAAAUAACCCUAACCUGGGUAUUGACUGCAUGAACAGUGAUUCCAAUGACAUGAAAGGACUUAAUGUAAUAGAGUCACUCCAUUCUAAGAAGCAGCAGAUUGCCCUCGCAACACAGUUGGUCAAGAUGAUACUCAAAAUCGAUGACGUGCGAUCCCCAGCUGAUAGUAUGCAAUAA